AUCCAUUCAUAAGGCGCUACUCAAGAAAUCUCCGACCAUACACACCGAAAAGAUCACGAAGCUGCGCAAACCAAGUUCCAGGAAUCACAAGCCAGGCGCAGGAGAAGCUUAUUGUCAAGCCUCAGCUCCGGCCACUGAGGCAAGCAAGCCCAAAAAUUAUCAUGGCUCACACUGAUAGUGAGCCCGUGCCGGAACAGUACUGAUAUCGUCAACCAACCUGGGUCAGAGGUGGACAUUGCCACAUGCCCGGCCUGACACUUAUCAACUUUCUGUUCUUCAGGGAAGAAGAGGGCCAUCGAUGGAGGAAGCUAAUUGGGGAGCUGGAGGAGUCAAGGGUCGUCAUUAUCGAGGAGGCCGAGAAUGGAGGUAACGUCGGAAUAUAUGAGAAGCGACUGGCUGAAGUGGAAGGAGAGAUGCGACUGCGACCGGGCUUGGGAUCGCAGCAGGCGCAGGCGAAUGCGCAGCUACCAGACUGCCCUCUAAAGUGGGACCGCGGCUUAUGAUUUUGAGCCUUAAACCUAAGGCAGGGAUCGAUGAAGAUAUUUUGGGU
Messenger RNA from Didymella exigua CBS 183.55, 550 nucleotides. RefSeq lists its product as uncharacterized. The record is from RefSeq and is a predicted model, not a curated record. Lineage: Eukaryota; Fungi; Ascomycota; Dothideomycetes; Pleosporales; Didymellaceae. Bases 243 to 503 code for a protein of 86 amino acids. The transcript has a single exon.